This is a messenger RNA of Kluyveromyces lactis, 1083 nucleotides long. RefSeq names its product homoserine kinase (gene THR1). Gene Ontology annotation, biological process: L-threonine metabolic process. Lineage: Eukaryota; Fungi; Ascomycota; Saccharomycetes; Saccharomycetales; Saccharomycetaceae. The record is from RefSeq and is a predicted model, not a curated record. The transcript has a single exon. Bases 1 to 1083 code for a protein of 360 amino acids. Gene Ontology annotation, molecular function: ATP binding; homoserine kinase activity.
AUGGGUCGUUCCUUUAAAAUUAGCGUACCAGCAUCCAGUGCUAACAUUGGUCCCGGAUACGACGUUUUAGGUAUCGGGUUGGCGUUGUUUUUAACUCUAGAAGUGAACAUCGAUUCGAAGAACGCUGCUUUGACCAACGAUGACAGAAACAACUGUAAGUUAUCGUACACACCAGAAAGUGACGGGUAUUCGACAGUACCAUUGGCAUCUGAUGAGAAUUUAAUUACAAGAACCGCCUUGUACGUGCUACGUUGCAGCGGGAUCCGUACGUUCCCAUCAGGCACUCAGAUUUUAGUUAACAACCCUAUCCCAUUAGGACGUGGUCUAGGUUCAUCAGGUGCGGCUGUUGUUGCCGGUGUAAUGUUGGCUAACGAAGUGGGGCAAUUGAACUUCCCAAAGCAAAGAAUGUUAGAUUACUGUUUGAUGAUCGAGCGUCACCCAGACAACAUUACCGCUGCGAUGAUGGGUGGAUUCGUAGGAUCGUUCUUGCGUGAUUUGACUCCUCAAGAAGUCGAGAGAAGAGAGAUCCCAUUGGCCGAGGUGUUGCCUGAACCAAGUGGUGGUGAGGAUACCGGUUUGGUACCACCUUUACCACCAACCGAUAUCGGUCGUCAUGUGAAAUAUAACUGGAACAAUAAGAUUAAAUGUAUUGCCAUUAUCCCGGACUUCGAGUUGUCCACUUCGGAUUCCCGUGGUGUGUUACCUCAGGCUUACACCACUAAAGAUUUGGUUUUCAAUUUACAAAGACUGGCUGUCUUGACCACUGCAUUGACGCUAGAUCCUCCUAACCCAGACUUGAUCUAUCCUGCCAUGCAGGACAGAGUACACCAGCCAUACAGAAAGACUUUGAUCCCAGGUUUGACCGAUAUCUUAUCCAGUGUCACUCCAAAAACCCAUCCCGGUUUGUUAGGUAUUUGUCUAUCCGGUGCUGGCCCAACUAUUUUGGCUCUAGCCACUGAAAACUUCGAGAACAUUGCCCUGGAAAUUAUCAACAGAUUCUCAAAGAACAAAGUCACUUGCACAUGGAGACUACUAGAUCUGGCCACUGACGGUGCCCAAGUGAUGCACUCUUCCUCAGCUUAG